AUGCUUGUUUUUUUUCUAUGUAUGGGAAUUAUCAUCUGUGGAGAUGUUAAAUUAUAUAGCAAAUACGAUACUUUGUUAUAAGAUAAGUUGUUAGUAUUAUAAAUGUUAUACAUUAGAUUGUUACUAAGAAUGGGUUAAUUUACAAAUAUGACUUAAAGUAUCAACAAAUAAGAUGGAGAUCAGAACUAGGUAUAUCACUCUAAUCAGAUGGUAUAUAGAAUGGAACUUACUUUAUGAAACCAUAUAAAGAUGGUUCAUUUCUAUUUUAUGAUGAUGGAUUUUAUGUAAUAAGAACAUCUAUAUUAGGAAAUACCUUCAGAAGAUUUAGAUAUAUUAUUUAAGACUUGUAGUAUGUUUUAAAAUUCACUUACCUAUAAUAAUGAAUUAAUGUAUUUUUUAGAUAUUGCUACAGGAAAUAUAAAAGAAUUGACUCAAUAUGAUAUUUAAUAGCUCUUAAGUUAACCAAAAAUGUAUGAAAAAGGAGUGUUAAUUCAUGUUAAAUAGAAGUUUAUUUCAGAUUUAGAGUAUGAAGAUUCUCAACAACAUAAUUCUAGAAUAUAAAUUAAUUUUUUACUUAAAUACUUACGUGGAGAUUUAACUUAAGCAAAAUAUUCUAAUUCUACUAUCAUUUAUAAAACUAAUACUGGAAUCUAAAUUCAAUGGUCUAAUAAAACACUUGAUCUCUAUUUAGAUGAUGAUGUAUUUGAAAUAUUUGAAUAUACACCAGAUGAAGGAUUAUAUUCAAUAGUAUUUUCUAAAGAUCAUACUAAAAAUACUGGUUUAACAGUAAUGUCUAUUGUUAAUAAUCAUUAUCAAUGUGAAAUAGAAGGACAAUGCUAAUAGGAUUCUAAUUCCAGUUCUCAUGCUUUAGGAGUCUAUAAAAAUACUCUAUUUAAACAAUGUUUGAAUUAAUUCUAAAAGAUUAAAUUUUAAACUUAAGUUGUUCUAUAUUAAUAAGAAAAAACAUCAGAAAAAGUGGAAUAAUGUUAGGUAGUUGAAAAUUACACUAAUCAAUUUUUAACUAUAUUAUUGUUAUCAAUGGUAAUAGCCUACAUACCUUUGCUUUCAUCUAAAAAAUAAAAACCUAAAGAGGUUGUUAUUGUUAAAGAACCAUAAGUUUAAUAUAUAUACAUAAAGUCUAAGGAAAUAUAAAUUAAUAAAGAACGAAUUCUUGGAGUUGGAAUCAAUGGAACUUAUGUAUAUGAAGGUAUAUUUCAAGGAAAAAUAGUAGCAGUCAAAGAAAUUAAUCUAAAGAAUCUAUAAAAUAAAUAUUUAGAGAAAUUACUUGAAGAAUCAAUAUCUAAAUAAAUGCUUUUAAAUUCUCCUUAAAUAAAUAAAUUAUUUUUUUUUGAGAAAAGAAAUGAUUAUCUAUAUUUGGCUAUGGAAAAAUGUAUAAUAAAUCUAAGAGAAUUUAUAAAAUAUGAAUCAUGUUCAAAAGUAAAUGAAACUUAAAAAAUUAAUAUUAAAUAAAUACUUUAAAAUCCAGAAUUUUAUAAGGAAGUUUUCUUAGAUCUUUUGAAUGCUAUAUAGACUUUGAUAGAAAAUAAUACUUAACAUCAUGGUAUAACUCCUGAUAAUGUUUUAUUCAGUUAAGAUUUAAAGAUAAAAUUAGCAGAUUUUGGACUAUCAACAUUAACAGAUUAUUAUUAAGAAAAUCUUAAUGAUAAAAAAGUAAUCAAGAAAAUUAAUUAUACACCUUUAUAGUAAUUAGGUCUGAUUUUUUAUUUCUUGUUAUCUAAAGGUGAUGAUAUUUCAUAAAAGUAAUGCAACUAAAUAUUUUUAGAUAAGUAAUUGAUAUGAAAUUUCUUAUAGAAAGAUUCAAAAAAUUUAAUAUAAAAGAAUUGGAAACCAAGGAUUUAUUGUUAAAACUUAUUUUAGAUUAAUCAAUAACAAAUCCUUAAAGUAUUUUUACACAUCCAUACUUUUGGACCAAAUAAAAAAAGCUAUCUUUCAUUUGUGAAUUUAGUGAUUAUGUAGAAACAUACCCUUUACCAAAUGAUCAAGUUUCAAUACAUGAAAGAUUUAUAACAAAUUCAGUUUUUAAAGAUAAUUGGGGAACAAGAUGUGGAAUGAUACUAAAAUGUUAAAUUAGAGGAUAUGAUCAAACAUAAGCUUAAUAACUAAUUAGAGUAUCAUUAAUAUAUUAAGAUAGCUUAUCCGUAAUACAAAAAAUCAUUAUCAUUAACUUACAGAAGAUUGUAAAUUACUUUUAGGACCAACCGAUGAAACUUGCUUUGAUUACUGGAGUAAACAAUUCCCAAAUCUUUUCUUUACGCUUUAUUAACAUGCCAUUGAAAAUAGUCUCAAUCUAUUAAGUUUAAAAUGAGA
This is a messenger RNA of Paramecium pentaurelia, 2328 nucleotides long. Lineage: Eukaryota; Ciliophora; Oligohymenophorea; Peniculida; Parameciidae. The record is from the annotation of a GenBank genome assembly.